Messenger RNA from Pleuronectes platessa (European plaice), 3561 nucleotides. RefSeq names its product solute carrier family 1 member 3a (gene slc1a3a). Gene Ontology annotation, biological process: D-aspartate import across plasma membrane; L-aspartate import across plasma membrane; L-glutamate import across plasma membrane. The transcript is spliced from 10 exons. Gene Ontology annotation, cellular component: plasma membrane. Gene Ontology annotation, molecular function: glutamate:sodium symporter activity; L-glutamate transmembrane transporter activity; neutral L-amino acid transmembrane transporter activity. Lineage: Eukaryota; Metazoa; Chordata; Actinopteri; Pleuronectiformes; Pleuronectidae. The record is from RefSeq and is a predicted model, not a curated record. Bases 324 to 1934 code for a protein of 536 amino acids.
CUUAUUCCCCUCAUCCCCGCUCCCUCCUCUCCUUUCUCCUCCCCUCUCCUCUGUCUCUCGUCUCUCUCUCUCUCCUCACUGCUGGCUGCUCACACCAGACAGCUCACAGCCAAAGAGCUCCUCUGUCCCUCUCCCAACUCGCCGCGCUCUAAACCAGAGCUUUCCCCUGAAAAAAGAGGAAAACAAACUAUAUUUAGACCACCACUGAGACCUUACUCCAAGGGAAGUUAUUGCUCAAGUCUAAAAGCGUGUGGGCUCUGAACCAAAAGAGAGGUGCGACAGAGAGAAAGAGGUUCAGUGGGGUUCACGCUCCUGCAGCAGCCAUGACUCAGAGCAACGGGGAGAACCCGCAGACGACCCGGAGCGGCCUCCAUCGGAUCCGGGAUGGGAUCCAGUCCCGGUCUCUGGUGGCCAGGAAGAGAGUGGAGAACAUCAGGAAAGAUGAUGUGAAGGGGUUCUUCAUCAGAAAUGCCUUUGUGUUGUUAACGGUUGCAGCUGUCAUUAUUGGUAUAAUCCUGGGAUUCGCGCUGCGUCCUUAUAAAAUGACUUACCGCGAAGUCAAGUUCUUCUCUUUUCCUGGAGAGCUGCUGAUGAGAAUGCUUCAGAUGCUGGUGCUGCCCCUGCUGGUUUCCAGUCUCAUUUCUGGUAUGGCUGCUCUGGACGGCCGUGCUUCAGGUAAAAUGGGCAUGAGGGCGGUGGUCUACUACACCACCACCACUGUCAUUGCUGUGUUCAUUGGUAUCGUCAUGGUGCUCAUCAUCCACCCUGGAAAAGGAUCCAGGGAUGAGUUCGCCAAGCCGCCGCAGAUAGAGCAGAUCAGCCCGGCUGAUUCCUUCCUGGAUCUUAUGAGGAACAUGUUUCCUCCAAACAUCGUGGAAGCUUGCACCAAACAGUUCAAGACGAAGUAUGCCAAGAGAGUGGUCCAUGUGAAGAUGACGGUGAAUGACACUUUAUUCACACUCAACGGCAGCCAGGAGAUCAGCCGGGAGGAGAUGAUCCCGGUGCCGGGGUCGGUAAACGGAGUCAACGCCCUCGGCCUGGUGGUGUUCUCCAUCGGCUUCGGCCUGAUCAUCAGCAGCAUGAAGGAAAAGGGACAGCCCCUGAAGGACUUCUUCGACUGCCUCAACGAAGCCAUCAUGAGGCUGGUUGCCAUUAUCAUGUGGUAUGCCCCCAUCGGUAUCUUGUUCCUGAUUGCCGGUAAAAUCGUGGAGAUGGAUGACAUUACAACCAUGGGUGGCCAGCUGGGGAUGUACACAGUGACGGUCAUCAGUGGACUGGCCAUCCACUCCAUCCUGGUCCUGCCAACGCUCUACUUCGUCAUCACCAGGAAAAACCCCUUCGUUUUCAUCGCAGGGCUGCUGCAGGCGCUCAUCACCGCCCUGGGAACAUCCUCAAGCUCAGCCACUCUGCCCAUCACCUUUAAAUGCUUGGAGGAAAACAACAAAGUGGACAAGCGUGUGACCCGCUUCGUGCUCCCUGUCGGCGCCACCAUAAACAUGGACGGCACAGCUCUGUAUGAAGCCCUGGCUGCCAUCUUCAUCGCCCAGGUCAACGACUAUGACCUGAACUUUGGACAGAUUCUCACCAUCAGCAUCACUGCCACGGCAGCCAGUAUUGGAGCAGCUGGAAUCCCUCAGGCAGGACUGGUUACUAUGGUGAUAGUGCUCACAUCGGUAGGCCUGCCCACCGAUGACAUCUCGCUCAUCAUUGCCGUUGAUUGGUUCCUGGACCGAUUGCGCACCACCACCAACGUCCUCGGAGACUCAAUCGGCGCUGGCAUAGUGGAACACCUUUCUCGCCACGAGCUGCAGAACAAGGACCCCGAGGUUGGCAACUCGGUGGUGGAGGAGGCCGACAAGAAGCCGUACAAGCUCAUCAGCCAGGAGAACGAGUACGAGAACGAGAGGGCGGCCGACAGCGAGACAAAGAUGUAGGGGCGAGCUUUUCGUCCCGGGCUACCUCUUUUGUUAUGAAACCAUUCUCCUGCAUUGAACCUCCACUAAUCUCUUCUUUAUUGCAAACCUUCCUCGCACAUGAUUGGAGGGUUCAGAUUAAACUCGAUGUACAGCUAGGAUAUAAUUCCGCCAAGUGAGCUCCACUAAUGUGGGGGGAUCCUUCCGGUCACACUAUAGGAUCUGUGCUAUGAUGCUUCCUAAGAGUACCGCACGUGUCAGCCAUGGGGUGACAGCUGCUUACUAUUAAACAUGAACUUCACUCGAGCCUGGUGGUCUGUGGCCUGCAUGUCAUAUCCAACUUCUCUCAGAACUGUGAUGACUAAUCUCUCCCACUAGAGUUCAGUGUUGCUGUGAGUCUUAUCACAACAGUCGAUCACAGCCCAUACUUGACCUUUAUGGAAACUUUUAUUCUGGCUUUACAGGUGCUGCUUUUAGGGUUGUGUGAGAAUGUAAUUGAAGGAUAUAAAAAUCAUUCUGUUGAGUGUUGAAUAUCAUGCACAUACACUGCAGUGAGCAGGCCAAGCUCUUCAGGGGGGAAAGGACUGUGUAUCUACAAACUUCUUUACAGUUGUCAGUGGCUUUAUUUCUUAUUCUUUGGAGUAAAAACUUUAUUUUCCUAACUUAUACUUAUCAAACAAAUGACUACAAUCAUUACAACUUAUGAACCAAAAUGUCUUAACUUUGUCAAAUUGUGUGAAUUUGCUCAGUUGAGAAUUUAAACUGUCAUCAAAUCAGAUUUGUAAACCUUUAUACUUCAACCAAAAAAACAACCAAAAAUAUUAUCCAAAUUUUUCAAUCUUUUAACUAAAUCAUACCCAAACAGAAAACCUCUACAACAAUGGUGUACUCUUUCAAUGGAAAGACGGUAAUGAUUGUGUGUCUGGUCACUUCUCAUUAUGAUUGUGGAUCAAUUAUUUUAUAGACCCUCUAACGCGGAUAGAUGACUAACAAUCAUUUAGCUGAAACAUUCACGUGUCUCUAUGAAAUAUUAGCUUUUUAUUAAAUAUGAAAAAUGGUAGUCAAUAGCUUGAAUGUAGAUUUUUCAAAUGUUGUUUGAUUAUAUGAAAAUCUUCACUAUUCUAAAUUCAGCUUCCCGUAGUAUAACAAUCUAACCCUUAUCUUGAUUGAUAUAACAUGGAUUUUCAUUUCUCCCCCCCCCUUUUUUUAGCUUCAAUUUAUAUGUGCUGUUUUGUAAUUGAUAAAAUUCAAAUGUAACAUUUACAUAGACGUUAUAGGAGGAUGCUUCUGAAUAUACUGUACUUGUAUAGAGAAAUGUAGAUAAAAGUGUACAUUAAUUGUAGAUUUCAAUUGUAAAAGGUUACCCGAGGAUUGCACAUGUAAAGAUGCUGUAACUAUGUUCAUAUAAAACCUGAUGACCAAACUAACAAUACAGCUCUAGUUCCUUUUAUAUAUUCACAACUGGAAGAUAUAACGGACCAAAUGUUUUCUCCUACACACUUGAGGAAAUUGAAUAGUUAUUUUGUUUACAAAUGCUGUUGUCUUCUCUUGAUAUGGCUGUUUCUCUCACACAAACACACAAACAAGUGAGGUAUAGAUGUAGUUGUAUUUUUCAUGUGGUUUUUUUUUCAAUAAAAAACUGAAAUCA